AAUCUUUUAAAGAAGCUAAAUAUCUAGCUCCUGUUCCCAUUUCACCCUCUUGAGUGCCUUUGGAGUAGUUAGGAGGUUUAAAUGGAGGCUGUUUAUCUUGACAAAGUCGAGGAUUUUUGAACUGGGGGACCCAAGGCAUAUUCAUAGGGGUACCUUAAUCUCCUUCCAUUUAACUUUCAGAGGUUUUGAGCCAGAUUAAUACAUCCCAGGCUCAAAUAAGAGAAUUCUGGAGUGAACAAAUAAGUAACACAAUAAGAGAGGUAACACAUUGAUUACACUGAUUGCUUCUAAGAGUGGAGAAGAACUCCAUGGCUGGAGAGGAGAAAGAAUGCUUGCCUUUUUUCCUUUUAAAGUUUGUGCCCUGUGCAAUUUCCUAUAGGAAACUACAGUACAGCCUGGAAAGAUAACCAGGAAGUGGGUAAUGCUGGUUGCCUUCAGCCAGGAAAUCUGGGUAUAAGGCAAAAGUAGACUGGGAAAGACAUUUUUCACUGUCUUAGAUAUCUUUUGAACUUUCAGCUGUAUUAUUUUCACCUAUUAAAUGAAUGUCAACUGAAGCAAAUGGGUCACUUAUGGAGAUUCUCAUGUUGACUAUCUGAAAAAUGAAAGUUCUCUCAAACUACAAAGGAAUGUUGUAUAACAAUUCCAAAACUUCAGUGGCUUUCAUUCAUGUUCACAAUGCUGCAGGUCAGCUGUGGGUUAGAUCCUAGGUGGGCCAGACUGGAUCCAGACUUUGCCCUUCCUGUCUGCACCACGUGUUAAUUGGGUACGCAGGCUGAAAAUGCAAAGCUGCCCAAAGCAUGUCUCAGAGUGAAAGCGCAAGAAGGCUUCUGAGAACCUGCUGUGACUCAGCUGAGAAGCGGCACACCGGGUCUUCACCUGUAUUCCGUCAGUUAAAGCCCGUUAUGGCCAGAGCUAGAGUCUGUGGGGUGUGAUGGGUCCUCUGCCUGGGAGCAGGCACCUCAAGGCCAAGGACAAAGCAAGCUCUCUUCUCUUUCAGGAAAGCAGGGUGCUGAGUGUGAUAAUGAGUUAACAGACGUGCAAAAAUGAGGUUGAAGAUAGUUGAGAAUGAAGGUGCUUACCUGUGUAUAUUUUUAAAGUCAGUAUUUUUUUGCUAAGGUAGCACCCUACUUUGAAAUAAAUGACAUUUAUCUUACACCUGCUGGCCCUACACUUGUCUCUAAUCAUAGAGCCAGAAUCUUUGCAGGGAGAUGGCCUUUGCGUCUCAGAUGUAAUGCCCUUGCAGUUUAUUACUCAGCAGUGAAAAUGAGUCAUACAGAGGUUAAGUUAAAAAUACCUUUUGGAAAUAAAUUACUGGAUGCUGUUUGCUUGGUACCUAACAAGAACUUAACCUAUGGGAUAAUUCUUACACAUGGAGCAUCAGGAGACAUGAAUCUCCCACACUUGAUGUCACUAGCAGCACAUCUUGCAUCUCAUGGGUUUUUUUGCCUGAGGUUUACCUGCAAAGGCCUUAAUAUUGUACAUAGAAUUAAGGCAUAUAAAGCAGUUUUGAAUUACCUGAAGACCUCAGGAGAAUACAAACUUGCAGGUGUUUUCCUUGGAGGUCGUUCAAUGGGCUCCAGAGCGGCGGCCUCUGUCAUGUGUCACGUGGAGCCCGAUGAAGCCGAUGACUUUGUCCGGGGCCUCAUUUGUAUUUCCUAUCCACUGCACCAUCCAAAGCAGCAGCAUAAACUCAGAGACGAAGACCUCUUCCGUCUAAAAGAUCCUGUACUGUUUGUAUCAGGCUCUGCAGAUGAAAUGUGUGAAAAGAACUUGCUGGAGAAGGUGGCACAGAAAAUGCAAGCUCCCACUAAGAUCUACUGGAUCGAGAAGGCAAACCAUUCCAUGGCAGUGAAAGGACGGUCAACAAAUGAUGUUUUCAAAGAAAUAAACACACAGAUUUUGUUUUGGAUUCAGGAGAUCACUGAAAUGGACAAGAAAUAAUUGGGUUAAAGCCAUGUUAUUUUGAAUACCAAUACAGUUAAUUUGAUAAAUAACAAUAUACCUCUCAGCAUUGAGAUAUAUUUCAGACUAAUGUUCUUUAAUGUUAUCCUAUUUUUGAAACACAUUUUUAAUUGUGAAAUUAAUAUACUUUACAAAUGUCUUUGACAGCACUGUUAUAGUUGUAUGAAUAUGGUGUACAAAUAUUGAAGGUGGUCUAAAUAUAAUUUAUUUUUAUUAGUAUAGUUAAGUUUUGAAAAAAAAAUUAAAACAUUUGAAUUUUGUUACAGCA
Cavia porcellus (domestic guinea pig) is the source of this 2230-nucleotide messenger RNA. It is a transcript of the gene Tex30, whose product is annotated as testis expressed 30. The record is from RefSeq and is a predicted model, not a curated record. Bases 1264 to 1941 code for a protein of 225 amino acids. Lineage: Eukaryota; Metazoa; Chordata; Mammalia; Rodentia; Caviidae. The transcript has 6 exons.